This is a messenger RNA of Talaromyces proteolyticus, 882 nucleotides long. Its product is annotated as kinase-like domain-containing protein. The transcript has a single exon. The record is from RefSeq and is a predicted model, not a curated record. Bases 1 to 882 code for a protein of 293 amino acids. NCBI's taxonomy places the organism in Eukaryota, Fungi, Ascomycota, Eurotiomycetes, Eurotiales, Trichocomaceae.
AUGGACAUCACAGGGUCUUGCUCAGCUUGUAGCUGGAGCCCUGAACGUCAAGAAAAUUGCCGAUAUGAAAGCCACGUCAAGCUAUUCUACGGAGUGAGCGACAGAGGCGUGUGGUCGUUAGGUUCACACUUGAUUUUGAAAGAACGGUCUAACAAGCCUCCGAACUUUGAAGCUUCGAAUAUCCGCUUCUUGAGAGAGAAGACUUCUAUUCCUCUACCUACAGUCGUUGAAGAUUGGACAGAAGAAAAUGGACGCUACUUCAUGUUAAUGAAACGCAUUCCUGGGAAACCCCUCAGCACUCUCUGGGCGGACAUGCCAACAGACGAGAGAGAAAAAAUAGCAAAACAAACCGCCAAUUCCCUGAUGCAACUUCGCAAGUUGCACUCUCAUAAGAUGCAGGCUCUGAAUGAUCAGCCAAUCUUUUCUGCUUUCCUUUUCCCAAACGGUUAUGGUCUUCCGCAUGGGCCAUUUUCAUCUGACGACGAACUUUGGGUGGAGAUGGAUAUGGCUUUGAAGGGAGUUCCCAAGGACGCUCGCUUGCGACUUCGAGAACGUAUACCACCUGCAGCACCCUACACUUUUACUCAUGGUGAUCUUACUUACGUCAACAUCAUGGUCGAAAAUGGCCACCUCACGGGUAUAAUCGAUUGGGAAGCUUCUGGGUACUUCCCAGUGUGGUGGGAGUUUACCUGUUCUGGAAUUGGUUUGAGCCAGGAAGACAAAGAGUGGAAAACUUUGUUACAGAAAUAUAUGCCUGAUUACACAGGUGCUCGCGAGUUCUGGUUGGAUUUUUAUGCCCUAUCUAAGUAUCCAAACUUGGAUGAAAGAGGAAUGGAACUGCUCAGGGAUAAGGACAGAAGCAGUCCUCGAGAGAUGUAUUGA